AGGACAUGAUACUGGUAUCACUUUCUGAUGAAAAUUAGUGUUGUCUGUACAUAGAACUCUUUCCCUUUAAAACAAUAUUACUCUUUUAAGCUGGUAUCAUAACACUGGUAUAAGCAUGGAGGUAGGGAAACAAGAUAAGGCAAGGUUGAUCAAGGACCAGUUACAUAUGCAGUACAUGUAGCUGGUGGUUGGUUCGUGAUGUACAUGUACAGUGUACCUGGCGCAUGUGCAGUAAAGUUGAAGUGUGAAUGACCCCAGUGAACCACUGUCAAGUGGUCAGCAGGUAGGCUGAAGGGGAGAAAAGGUGGGGCAAAAUAGCCAAAAUAAAAGUGAAAAUGGUUGAUUACUACAUGCAGUGACAGAAUGAUUUUCAAGCAUUUUCUUAUAACUGGUCCUCUCUGCACUGUGCUAAUAAAACCGGUUUAUGGCUUAACGAUGUUACUGGUUUGAGGUUAACCUCAGUAUGCUGGUUGUGAAUAGUCAACUAGACUAGUUCAACCAUUGUCGACUAACAUGUGUUUGAUCAGAGUCAGUCAAACUCUGGUUAACUGUGGUCCUUGAUGGAACUUGCCCAUGGAUACAUGUAUGUGCCCUUUGUAUUGUUUCACAAUUCAGAUAUUUUGAUGUAUAUAAGUAAGGGGAGAUGGGGGAAAAAUGGUAUCCUUAUAAAAACUUUAAAAGCCAUUAGUAUUAAAUUAAACACUCAAAAUGAAGCGUGCAUUGCCAUAACUGUAUUUGCCUUAUGGAUCAGUACCACAGAUAUUUAGGAACACUUGCCAUGGUAAUAAGCAAAUUUAUUUACAUCGGUGGUUUGUUUUACGCUAAGUGUGGUAAGAAUUACAUGUAAGGACCCUCUUGAUGAUAGAAGUGUUGUAAUGUACAUACGUGUACCAUUAAUAUUUUAUUGAAAGAAAAACUUUUAAACUGUUGGCAUACAUGUACCUCAAAUUUGUUUUGCCAGAAUAUUGUUAUGUAAUAUCUUAACUUGAAUAAUUAAUGAUUAUAAAGCUACAAGAAGUAUUGCAACCAAACUUUUCUGAAACAAAAGUUUUUCUUCAAAACUUGUACAAAAUCCAACUUUUACAUUUUUGUGGAAAGGAAUUUUGCCUGUUAAUUGUUUUUGUAUUAUUUUAUUGGCUUCUCCACAGAGGUCAAUUACUGUAAGGAUACACGCUCUCAUAAUUUUUCAACAUGCUGAAAUAAAAACCCCAAUCAAGAUGGAAUGGGGGCCAAAAUGCCAGCUGGAGGGCACAUCACAAGAAUAAUAGAUACUUUUGAUGCUUAUGUCUUUGCUGAUGAGGUCCCCUCUGGCUCUUCCCAGUGCCGCACCUGUCUCACAUAACAAAAAAUGGUAUUCAGGACAAACUGUGUGUGUCUCCUUCAGUGCUCUAUAAAAACAUGUUGAUAACAGAUAAGCUACCUGUACAUCAUGUAAUCUACACAACAUCAUUUUCUCCGGAUAGUUUCAAAAUUAUUUUACUAGUAAAUCCUAUUUAAGAUAAAGCAGUUACAUGUAAAAAACUGUAGCUGCAAUAUUAUUGAAGCUCCCAAUGAGGCUAGGCACUGAUAUUGUCUGUUUGAUAUACAUUGUAAGUAACAUGAUAAUGUCAACGUUGAUAGUAGUGUGUCAUUUCUGAGAUUAUAUAAUGGGUUACAGUUUCACCCAAGGCUGCAUUACCCUAUUUUCCUCUACUUCUUCACAUCAUUUUGUUUCCUGAGGUAAUAAAGCCUGCAUGUUGCAUUUUGCUGUGAAUAGCUGAAGAAGUAUUUCAAAAUGUACAGCUUGUGACUGCUAGAAUGCUCUACACCAUUAUUGGUUGACUAUUCAGACUGCUCAAAAUGGCAUCUACAGUUGUGGGUGUGACAAGAAAUGCUCUUUCAAUUCCAAAAGCAAGGAAAUCUUUUAAGCGAUCUACUCCAAAGAAACUGAUUGGAAUUGAAGGAGAAACUGGGGGAACAGAGGCUGAAUCAGGUGGAAUAAGUAACGAAGAAGAGGUGAUGCCAGUUGACUGCAAAGAGGAGAAUAAUAAUAAGAUUGGAGAUGGAAGACUUCAGGAGGUGGGAACAAAUAAAGAUGGUUGUCAGCCUGUUGAUGAAGGUGGCAUAGAUAUCACAGAUGUCUUAGAUAGCAUUGAGGAGAACGACUAUGAGGGCUUCUCAGAUGACGAAGUGAGGAAGUUCUACCAGAAGAUGCCUCUGCAGGUUCAACCCCACCGCAUUCGCAAGAACCCCAAGACCAUGCAGUUUGAGUGCCCAUACUGUUCUUUCUCGUCUCUGUACUACAGUGCUGUGUCCAACCACACACUGAUCCAUACAGGGGAGAAACCUUACCUUUGCCACCUGUGUAACUAUCGGGCCCGCCAGCGGGGACACAUCCUAAUCCACAUGCGCAUCCACAGUGGCAAGAAGCCCUUCAAGUGCCCACAGUGCAGCUACUCCACCAUCCAGCGCAACCACCUGCGCGUGCACUUGCAGGUGCAUAGCCAGGACCGGCCCUUCCAGUGCCCUGGCUGCCCCUAUCGUUCCAAGCACCUCUCGGUGCUUCAGAUGCACCUGCGCAAGUACGGGCACAACCGCAGCUUCCAGUGCAGCCAAUGUGACUAUGCGACGGCCCGUAAGCACAACCUGGCCCAGCACAUGUCCGUGCACACGGGCUCCAAGCCCUACAAGUGUGGCCUGUGCCCCUACGAGUCUAGCCAGAAGGGCCACCUCAAUGUGCACAUACGCAGCCACACCGGGGAGAAGCCAUUUAAAUGCCAUGAGUGUCCGUUUGCCUGUACAGUGCCAAAGUCCCUUAGAGAGCACAUGGGAAUGCACCAGGGCCAGCGGCCCCACCAGUGUCCCCACUGUUCCUUUUCCACCAUGCAGCCUUUUGCUCUAAAGAAACAUGUUUCUCUUCACAUCAUCAAGGGUGAGACUUUCCAAUGUGGACAGUGUUCCUAUAGUUCCAGUGUGCAAGAAGACUUUCUAGUGCAUUGUGCCAUCCACACAACAUCAGUGACUUACUCCUGCCCUUCCUGCGAUUUCACCACACCCUUCAAGGUUCAGUACGCUAUGCAUCUGAUGAGCCAUACUGAGACAAGUGACAUCCUCACUUAUGAUAUCCUCGGUGAUAAUAAGCAAGACCAGGACUGGCUUACAAAAGACCAGACAGAAACUGGAAAAUCUCCCCCGGGUAAGGCAGCUGUUGCUGAAGGGCAACUAUCCUACUCGAGUGCUGAUUUGAAAAACGGAGCAAAGAAGAAAAAAAGCUUGAUUGGGAAAAGCGACCACAGACUGAAACUUAACAUUGGGUUUUUAACCAGCAGAGCCAGGACCACAUCCACCAAGAGAGAAAUCCAGCAAGACACCGGGAGUGAGUCCCAGUCGAGCUCGGCAUUAUCUGCCACACCAGUGGCUCAAGAGGUUGAUCCCCUGCCUCAGGUUCAGUGUUUCCUUGAUGACCAGUCUCGCAUGAAGAAGUCUAACAAGGCAUUUGUCUGUCUGUACUGCGACACAAAGUUGCCGUCCCAGGACCAGUGGGUAGCCCAUGAAAUGCGACAUUUCAAUUCAUGGCCGGAAAUAGUGUAGACAGUAUUGCUUUUGUUGUGCCCAUGAGAUAUUCUAUUCACCUGAGCUGUACAAAUACAUACGUGUAUACAUGUACAUGUAGUUAAGCUUUUUCUGGGCCCUCAAGUAAACUUAAAGUUAAAGCAGUUUUACCCAUUAGCGCAUGUACUGUACAUGUAUGACCUGAAAUCAAGAAAACUGUACAGUGCAUGUAGGAAGGUACAUGUACCUGUCCCUACCUGUAUGCACAGAGAUUAAUGGAUUAAAGCUGUCCGGCUGUGUUGACCCAGUAUGUUGAAUGAAUAGAAAUGUACAUGUACACUACAUGUUUGGACACACAUGGCCUGAUUAGGUGCAGUUACAUAUACAUUGUAUGCAAGAAAAGUACCAAAUUUGCAGAAGGACUUAGAUUUGAACUUUGUUCAGUGUCUCUUUGCAAAUGUACGUGUGAAUAAGAAUUUUCAGAUUUCUUUUCUAAAAAUCAGAAGCCUGGGCUCUCCGACCACUCUGUUCCGUCUUUUUGCUUAAAGACUUGAUUUCAGUACACUUUGCAGACUUAAUAAAAGAUACUAGUCAUGCAUCUACAUUUCUGCCUUUCAGACAGGAAAGUACAGGUCGAGUCCAUGUACCGUAAUUGUACAUGUACAUGUAGCUACUGGCAGCAGAAGGAGGUAGGCAAUGGGCCACCCCACUUUUUUGACAGGGGGUAUGAAACCCCCCCCCCCUCCCACUUUUCACAGAUCCUAAACUGCGGUUGGGCUUAAUGGAUCGGCCUAUGAAUAGGUGAUGCCUGAUGGUCUCAAAACUAUCCCCCCCAAUUUGAAACUGGUUCUGCUGCCACAACACAUAGCACAUGCACCGUGUCAAAGAGUUGGCAUUUUCCUGGUGUGAUGUUUGAGUAGUAGGGGAGAAAUUGAACGGAAACGGGCAUCAAAAAUUGGACCUGCAUAGGAGAGCUAGGAAACCAUUGUCACCUUGGGACUUGUUUUGAGCUGUUGGGUGUGAAUGUGUGUGAUGAGAUGGGCACAUGUGUGUGAAGUAAAACUUAAUAUUUUAGUAUUGUUAUUCUUGAGAGCGCAAGUAAAAUAUUUAUGGAAACUUGUACAAUGCGAAAAUCUGUGACAAAUUCCAGGGAUGCCCUCCACAUGUAUACAUUUGUUAUUUAUUACACGUUUUUGUGAAGUUGUUGACGUAAGUUUAAAAAGUUCUGUGCCUUUGCUAUUGUGCCUUUGAAAUGUGCCUUAGAAUGAUUAGUGCCUCACAAUAUUUUCACUGCUUUUGUAGGGCUGCUUUCAGACCAGAUAACUUCUCUUAUUUAUUUAUGGAACAUAACAGACAGGGUUUCAAUGUGAAGACACGGUAUUUAUUUUGAGUGGGGUAUCCCUGAAAUUUAUUUUACAAAUAACUUUAUGGCAUUUCAGUAUUAACAGUGCACUUUACUUAUUUUGAAUGGAUUUUCAGUAUUUAAAAUUCAAGAAAUUGGAUGUUGAACUUAUUAAAUGUUAAUUUACGUGUAGUUGUGCAGUAAUUCCAAAAGAAAAUUUGGCUGUGGGCUGCAACAUGAUCUCAGAUGUUCACUGUACAGUAUUUCCAAACACAUGUAUUGCAAACAAACUUCAUGUUCUGUUGCUAAACUGUUAACACUACAUGUACACUGUGCUACUGUAGUGUUAUUUGACACAUUUGCAGGUGCCUCAAUAACUGCCCUAAGAAGAUCCCAAUGCUGCAUUAAUUUUUAAUUCACUUAAGAUAACAGAAGGCUCCCCUUCAAAAAAAAGUUUCACUUUUGUGUGCACAUGCAUAUACCGGGUACAUGUAUCACUGUGACAGUCCUUUAUCUUUAUGAAUGUAUCAAUAUUCCCCCCCCCCAAAAAAAAA
Acanthaster planci (crown-of-thorns starfish) is the source of this 5427-nucleotide messenger RNA. RefSeq lists its product as uncharacterized. Gene Ontology annotation, cellular component: nucleus. Lineage: Eukaryota; Metazoa; Echinodermata; Asteroidea; Valvatida; Acanthasteridae. The record is from RefSeq and is a predicted model, not a curated record. Gene Ontology annotation, biological process: positive regulation of transcription by RNA polymerase II.